AAAGAGACGAGAGUGAACCAUGAAAGAAACCCUUGCCAGCUUUUCAACUCUAACCAUGGCUUUUACUGACUGCAUGACACCUACAGACUUCUCUGCUGGGAAAAAGGAGAUCAAGAGGAAAAACUGGAGAAACAGAAUGGGAUUUCUGCUGAAGGCAAGCACGUCCCAGUCUAUACUGCAUCCAAUGAAAAACAAACCCUACAGGCCAAGCGUUGAUGACGUGAACCAAUGGGCACAGUCACUUGACAAACUACUCAGUCACAAAUAUGGAAAAGCUGCCUUCCAUAUCUUUCUGAAGUCUGAGUUCUGCGAGGAGAACAUUGAGUUUUGGACGGCGUGUGAGGACUUUAAGGCACUCACGUCACACAAACAUCUGGUGUCCAAGGCCAACAGCAUCUUUGAGGAGUUCAUUCAAAGCGAAUCUCCUAAAGAGAUAAACCUGGAUUUCCACACCAGAAAUGCUAUCGUCCAGAGUCUCCAUGAACCCACAGCGACUAGCUUUCAGGCAGCUCAGAAGAAAGUCUACAGCCUGAUGGAGAACAACUCCUACCCCAGGUUUAUCCAGUCCGAGCUCUACAAAGAACUAUGUGCCGUUGCCAGAGGGGAGAGCAAGCUCAUAAAGUCCUAGUCAAACUGAAACUCCACACCUGAAGUCAUUUGUUUUCCACUGUGACCCAACGCUGAACACAGAUGAUCUUUAUUCCAAACAAUGGCUCUGGAUUAAAAUCCUGAAUGCAAAUUAAACGGCAGCGGCGAGUGUGGAAAAUGCAAAGUGAAGUUUGUUUUAGUCCAUCCUGCUGAGUUCAACAAGGAAGACGGGAUGAAAAGACUGGAUGUUAAAAGAUGCUGCAUAAAAUGUGCAGGACAUUUUUUAUGAGAUGGAAUCAAAGUUACAGUUUUUACCACCAGGUUGUUACCCACAAUGCAAUUUUAUGGGUUUGAUGCAAUUAUGCACUUCUAAGAAAAUAUUGUAGCACUCCUUUAUUGAAGCUGAGAAGUUAAAAGACUCCUGUCAUAAAACCGACAGCGCUGGAAGAAUGUAUUUUCUGGGACACUUGAAGAUUUUGUUCAGAAGUCGUGCACUUCGCUGUAACUUGAGUUUAUUAUGUUUAAGUUUAAUGCUAUAUUUGCACCAGUUUACACUAAAAAAAACUGCAGCUUAAACUUGUACAGUGAAGUCAACAUUUCCACUGACGACUUUAUUUGGCUUGAAAUUUUAUGUGACAGUGUAAAUAUUGUGAUUUAACAUUUAAUGUGAUGAAUGUUUGAUUGGAUUUUAGGCAGCUGGACUGCUUGUGAAAU
Molecule: messenger RNA, 1302 nt
Organism: Nematolebias whitei (Rio pearlfish)
Lineage: Eukaryota; Metazoa; Chordata; Actinopteri; Cyprinodontiformes; Rivulidae
Product: regulator of G-protein signaling 5
Exons: 5
Coding region: 20-628 (202 amino acids)
Source: RefSeq, a predicted model, not a curated record